Messenger RNA from Stereum hirsutum FP-91666 SS1, 1119 nucleotides. RefSeq lists its product as uncharacterized. The transcript has 5 exons. The record is from RefSeq and is a predicted model, not a curated record. Lineage: Eukaryota; Fungi; Basidiomycota; Agaricomycetes; Russulales; Stereaceae. Bases 7 to 1092 code for a protein of 361 amino acids. Gene Ontology annotation, biological process: protein phosphorylation. Gene Ontology annotation, molecular function: ATP binding; protein kinase activity.
CGCAGCAUGACCUCUCGACGUGCUGAGCUCGAUGAAAUCUUCGGAACACUCCACCCUUACGAGAUUCCUUGGAGAGACCGACAGCUUUUCCUCCAGUCUCGUGGAUACAUGCUUCGCCCAAGACUUCGCCCAGGUUGGCAGCCAUCGUGGAGGAUACCGGGCAACACGACUCCAAUUGGACUUUGCGAGGACUCCUGCUGUCUUUCUGGACGCAAGCCGUGCGUGGAUGCAACCAGAAUAUCGGACGGGGAGUUGGUGUUUAUCAAGCGAGUCAAGACUGACGACGACGAGUCUCGCAUUGCCCUCUAUCUUUCCGACAAUACUUUUCGCCAGGACACUCAAAACCACUGUGUCCCCAUCAUCGACUACUUCGAAGAUUCAGACGAUCCCUCUAUAUCGUAUCUUGUUAUGCCCUUCCUGUCUAGCAUAGAUGGCCCACCUUUCGAAACCGUUGGAGAUGUGGUAGAAUUUUGUGACCAGAUUCUAGAGGGAUUUGUCUUUCUCCACGAACGUGGAGUAGCUCAUCGAGACUGUGCUUCAAACAAUCUCAUGAUGGAUGCUAGUCGUAUGUACCCCAAGGGUCAUCACCCACUCCAUGAGAGUUUUCUCCCUAGCUUCGAGGACUGGGCACCUAUAAUUGCGCGCUCAGCUGCCCACGUCAAAUACUAUUUCGUCGACUUUGGAAUAUCAUCCUCGUUUUCCCCUUCGGACACGGAACCCAAACUAGUCUUAGGAGAAGACGGUAUUGACCAAGAGGUUUCCGAACUAUCGGACACUGUUCCCUACGACCCGUUCAAGGUGGAUGUAUUCAUAAUGGGCAACGUUUUUCGGCGUAAUUUUUACGACGUUUUCUCAAACGUCGGGUUUCUCAAGCCAUUGUUCGAACCCAUGAUACGUGCAGAUCCUUCAUCAAGGCUUCCCGCAGAACAGGCGUUGGCUCUCUGGAAAGAAAUUCGCCCCCACAUAUAUUCUGUACAUAAGUCCUGGAGGUUGCAUAGACGGGAUGAGUUCAUCGGCGACACGUUCCUCCUCGACUCCUUCUCCUUCGUCAAAUCUGGUUAUGACACGGUUAAAUCAAUCGUAGGGUGGUGAAGUUUCUGCGGAUGGAAAUAAAUUCCC